Messenger RNA from Anopheles bellator, 2872 nucleotides. RefSeq lists its product as uncharacterized. Lineage: Eukaryota; Metazoa; Arthropoda; Insecta; Diptera; Culicidae. The record is from RefSeq and is a predicted model, not a curated record. The transcript has 5 exons. The coding region runs from base 421 to 2730 and encodes 769 amino acids.
CAUCGAGGCCUCAAACCUGGACCCGGAGGUGAUAAGAUAAACCCGCACGGUGUGCACUGAUAAACGGCCAUUCUCGAACGGACGGUACGGCUGGCUGAACUGUGUGUCGUUUCUCGAUCAGCAGGUUUCUAGUGUUCCGCACGGGUCCCUGGGGAUCACCGCCAGUUCCGGUGGCAGGUCUCGCACGAAACUGUCGAUCGAGCCAGCGAGCCCCAAAAAAGUGUCAAAAAGGCGUGGGGCAAAUUAUCCCCGUGCAAAGUGAACCGGCACGAGUGUUAGAAAACAAAAAGGGAAACAAGAGUGUCCGCGGAAAACAAAUUGCGGUGCUAACGGCGCGCCGAAUGACAUCAUCCCUGCGGCGGGCGGGACGUCCAAAAUUUUAAGCAACCACACACCACAUCCGGUUUCGCGGUGUCCAAAAUGACCGAUCUGUCGUACGAAAAUGGCGGCUCGACGAGCAGCAUCUACGACUACCCGGAGCAUCUGAAUCCGUUCUACGAGGACGAGAACCACAAGCGGCUACGCUUCUGGAACCCCAAGCCGGCGGCCCACGGCCGGUCUCAGCGCCGCGGUAGCCUGUCGAGCUUGCGCGACGGACUUCGCGAGCUGUGGCUAUACUCAUCGGUGCGCUUCGGCAAGAAGCGCUCAUCGACGCUGGGGAUCAACAAAACGUCGGAGAGUCCACCACCGCUGCGAAGGGAUGCGUACGAAGCUGAUACGUACGCCACCGUUGCAAGUAGCAGCGCGGCCGGCUACCGGAACACCGUCAGCGUCCUUCCCGGGCGCGACUCGGUGCGUGAAAGCCAGUCAUACACCACCACCCCGCUAUUUGUGCGUCACUCGCGGUACCGCACCUCGCUUCAAGAUCGUCCAAAGGAGAACGACGAAAUUGGGUUCACGCGAAACGACCGAUACCGCAGCACCAUCCAAAACGGGUUCUCAACGUACAGUACCGGAAUGGUGACAUCCACCCCGCGGAAAAAGAAAGUAGCUCCGGCCCUACCGUACGGCACCACGCCACGGGUACCGCAGCAGCACCACAGCAAUCCGUUCGAUGACGAAAUGGACUACGAAACCGAUACGAUGUCCACGAUCAGCAUGGAUGAUAGCGCUUCCUACAGUGAAACCUUGAGAUCACGCAAAACUGGGACUAAAACACGCACCAAGCGAAGGGCUCCGCCACCGCCGCCCGUCACCGUGUCCCCAUCAUACCAUCCACACGCGAUCGACGUUUCUACGCCGGAGGACACCCAAAACGAGGACCUACGGAAUCUGACGGCCGAGAUUGAAAGUUUCGUACGGACCACGGCUGGCGGUGCCAACGGUGUCAGCAGUGAGUCGCAAACCACCAACGUCACCGCUGUGCCAACAAACGGUGGUCCGUCGAGCUACGAUUUAAACAAUAAUAAUGCUCAACCGACGGAAAUCCCGACGACCGUGUCGACGAUCGAGAGCGAAUUGGUGGUGCAGGAAGCUCAAACAGCUCAAGUUGUUAAUGUUCCUAAGGAAUCGAACGUAUCGACAACGGCAGAUGCGACCGUUAGCCGUACCGAAACGGGCUCACUUCCCAACGGUGCCAAUGUUCCUAAGGAAAGGAUUGUCGUGGCAUCGACAGAGAUUGUGGAAAAUCGGGGCCAAGUAAAGGCAAUAGAACCUGUGCCAUUAGAAGAACCCCAGCGGGCUGACGUUGCAUCUUCAGCCGUGGUCAGCAGCAUGGAGAUUGAAACGGUGAUCGAAUCAAAUGCCGCCCGGCUAAGCCCAACACCUGUGCCGAGGAAGAAGUCGGAGAAAAUGGAAAAACAAUCGGAACCAGUAGCAACCGAACCAGCGGCCCAGCCAACGAAUCCUGUUGCCACCCGGGAGGUUGAGAUCGAUUUUGAACAGCUAGCCCUUCCGGCCACUCCUGUCCCGACGAGACGAUCGAACCGUGAAAGGUACAUGGCGCAGCAGGUUACUAAGGUGGCGGAAAGGCCGGUGGUACCGAAGCCCAUCUUGCCACCGCCGACAGACGAUGACGACGAAGAGGGCCCGACGACGACGAUCAUUGUGGACAAUUUGCAGUACAAACUGAAGGUGGCACCGAUCCACACGGAGAUUGACACGAAGAUCGAGUCCGCUCGGAUGAAGAUCAGCGAAUCGACGGGCAACAUUACAACGGCCGUAAGCGAAAAUGGGACGACCGAGCGGCGCCGCUCCGUCCGGGACAUCAUUGAGUCGAUCAACAAGAGUCAGAGCAUGCUAAAGUUCAACCACGAUCAGUCCAGCAACAGCCUGCACUCCACCCAGUCCACCGAUAGUAUGGUGCGCAACAUCCGCGAGCUGAACGAACGGGAAAAGGAGAUACAAACGCUCCUGCAUGAUAUCGAUAGCUCAUACGGAUCGGGCGGUUACCCGCAGACCACGCCGGCCGGCACGUCUCAGGACGAUGGGGCAGCCCACGGUGGGGUCCUCCACAUCCCAACUGGACGGGGAUCGUACUACGACAAUUUGACGGACGAUAAUCUAAAUGCGAACCUCGAUGACAGGAACAAUGCGUACGGUGCGGCCGGUGGUCGGGUGAAGAAGAGCCCCACCAAAACGCUGACCCUUGGCGAAGCGAACGAAGAUCAGCAGUUCCAGGACUGCAUAAACUGGAAUCCGGUACCGAAACCGAGGCGCAGUCAUGCCCUGGCGGAGGGCAUAACGGCGAUGGGCGAACUAUCGUCCCGGACCGCAACCAACGCCUCGUAGACGGGAAAAUGUACUUCGGAUGCUUCGAACUGCAGUGUUGCUUUUCUAUUCGCCGUUUCUAGUUUCGAUACCGUUAGGUGUGUGAUUGUGCUUUAGGCUAAAAGUAGAAUAAAAUUCAUGUUCCGUUGUACUUUAUUUAUAG